GCACACAGACUUCUUGAAAUCAGUAAGAAGCAGCAAUUAAAAGCUGACCUGACAGUCCUCAUGGCACUCUGCGAUAAAACAGAGAAUGACAUUCGAUCAUGUCUCUCUGUUCUCCAGUUUGUCAGGAGCACAAAAAAAGACCUUAGACUGAAUGAUAUUGAUAGUACUGCUGUUGGACAGAAGGACUACCAGCGCUCGCUGUUUAAUGUUUGGCGGGAUAUAUUUUCUAUACCCAGACCCAAAAAGAAGAGACGGGGAAACCCUCAUGAGCUCCAACAUGAUGAUGGUGUUCUCAUAGAUAUGCCAGACUUAAACACAGAUCUUGAUAAUUUUGGUGAGCAAACUACCUUGGCUUACAGAUUUCAGCUUAUAUUAAGAACAGCUCAGUCAUGUGGGGAGUAUGACAAACUUACUCAAGGAUGGUUUGAAAACUAUCCUGCCAUUAAAUUUAAACACACCAACAUAGAGCCAGUUUCCAUGGGACUUGAAUGGGCAGUAUUUACAGACUUGCUGCAAAAGGAAAUAAUGCACAGCCAAUCGUGGAUCAUGAUGGCCUUCCUACCGUAUGCCUGUGUGUCAUACCAUCUUCUCUUUGCUACUCACCAUUGGCCUAAAAUACAGUUUCCUAAUCAAAUGCAUGAGACAAAUCAGAAAUUUCUGAAGAAUCAGAAUCUGCAGUCAGCCAUGGUAAACGAAAUGAGUCCACUAACACGGGUGUUUGUGGGAGCACGUUCACUCGUGGAAGAUAUUCUUCCCUAUUUACUGCUUAUUACGCAACCCAAUCUUCGUCCGGUGAAUACGCAGCUGUACAGUAAACAAGAAAAAGAAGACUUGGCAGGACUGAUCAACACUAUGAUAAGUUACAACCUCACCUACACUCAAGAAAGGAACCUGGAGGGACAGUACUCUUACCUCUUGGAUCCGAACAUGGAAGAACUUGUUUAUUUUCCAGAUAUUAAACCAUCUAAGCAACUUUCAUAUCCUAUUCGACAAUUGAUUUCCCGUGAAAUUGAAUUGGAGAAAGUUCGUAGAGCUGAGGCAUACUUCUUGAAUCAGAAGCUGAAUGAAGAUAGCAAAUCUGCUGCAAAACCUCCAGCCUUAGAAAAGAUGAUUACAAGCAAUAAUUCAGCUGAAAAACAUGCAGAAGUCACCAAAUCUUCCAGUAAUUCGCUGCCAAAUCAUCUUCAGAAGUUGCAAGCAAAACCAGUUUCUGAAAUUACUAGCCCAAAGGGAAGCAGUAAGGCGACAUCUGCAGAAGUUGCACAAGCUCCAAGAGACUUUUUUGGCCGAAUUAUUAAUCAGCCAGUUGACCAGCAAGUAAAAAAUUCUACGAAUGAGAUUGUCAAGAGUGACAUUUGGUUCCGGUUUAAGGAGGGCUAUAGUAAUGCUGUAAGAAAACCCAUAAAGAUGAGUGAUCUAGCUUAGUCUCUUAAGUUGUUUCAAGAUUACUGAAAGGAACUUUAACCUUUUUUUUUUAUUUAAAUGGUGUUAAAUGCUAGUAUAGUAUUAAAAGUUUUGUAAAUUUAUAUGAUAAUAAAAGUUUAUUAUA
Molecule: messenger RNA, 1549 nt
Organism: Cherax quadricarinatus
Lineage: Eukaryota; Metazoa; Arthropoda; Malacostraca; Decapoda; Parastacidae
Source: RefSeq, a predicted model, not a curated record